AUGCGCUCCAUCCUCCUCACCCUCAUUAUGAGCUUAGCCUCAGCGUCCCCCAUCACACCAGCAUACCCCGAAACCACCACAUCCAAAGGCUUCCGGCUCGUCGUCAACGUCACAGAUCCCUCCCGCGACUUCAACCCCCCCAUCCACAACACAUACAUCACAGGCAGCCACGUCGGCACCCUCAACGACGCCGUCAUCCCCAACGAGGACAAGAAGCACGCCCGCAUCUUCUUCGUCAACGGGACCCAGGACGAAGCCAACGCCGACAAGGCCACCACCAUCUGGGCCGACUGGGACACCUACCGCAGCUGGAAGCUCAACCUGGAGUCCCCCUCGCAGACGCUCUCCGGCGCAUUCAUGUCCGGCGGCGAGGGCACCGUAGGAGCCGGAAUCAGACACUACAAGAGUCCGUAUGCGUUUCUCACGCCAGAGACGUAUGUUGCUUGUCGUCAGGUGCUUCCCAUUGGGGGUGAGCAGGUCGUCAUCAAGCAGGCCAAGACUACGUACCCGACAAACGGGUCGCCUAAUUACAAUAUUCCCAAGGACUGUGCUCCCGUUCGGCUGCUGUCUGAGUGUGCUGAGCUGCUGCCUCUUUCUCCUGAUGCGAGGUUCAACUAUAGGUUUGCGGUGGAGUCUCAGUGCUACAAGGACGUGAGGGGGAUUGACUGGACCAAGUACAUGUAA
Messenger RNA from Pochonia chlamydosporia 170, 684 nucleotides. RefSeq lists its product as hypothetical. The record is from RefSeq and is a predicted model, not a curated record. The coding region runs from base 1 to 684 and encodes 227 amino acids. NCBI's taxonomy places the organism in Eukaryota, Fungi, Ascomycota, Sordariomycetes, Hypocreales, Clavicipitaceae. The transcript has a single exon.